Opisthorchis viverrini is the source of this 375-nucleotide messenger RNA. RefSeq lists its product as hypothetical. Lineage: Eukaryota; Metazoa; Platyhelminthes; Trematoda; Opisthorchiida; Opisthorchiidae. Gene Ontology annotation, cellular component: nucleus; tRNA (m1A) methyltransferase complex. Gene Ontology annotation, biological process: tRNA methylation. The record is from RefSeq and is a predicted model, not a curated record. Bases 1 to 375 code for a protein of 124 amino acids. The transcript is spliced from 3 exons.
AUGGACUCUAUGGUCGUCGAUGAAGCAACACUUUUGGUCCUGAAUGAAUCCAGCGAAGGUGUUGUUACCCCGCUCGAAUCGACUGCUGCUAAGGACAAUCGCCAUAUUGUGGAUUCUACUGAUAAUCAAAAACUGGAUUAUGAGGAUAUCAGGUCACUGCGAUCCAGUGGCACCUCUGGAAACGAAAUUCUCACGGAGCUGGUGAGAGGCAAUGCAAAUUUUGAUAAGAAGACAAAAUUUUCACAAGAGAAGUAUGUGUCGAAGAAACGGAAACGGCACUUGAGUUUAUUUACCAUUGAGAAGCCGUGCACACGGAUCCUUUGUGAGCUGUACUCCAAACUGCGCCGAGACAAAUGCAUGUACGUCGUGGCUUAA